UUUUUGAAACUUAAGAUGAUACAACUAUCAAUCUUAUUCUAUCUUUUAUCUAUUUUAUAUCAACAUAUUUUCAAAAAUAACAACUGUACUAUUUGUAAAAUUAUGAAAUCUUGUGUGAAGAAAAGAACUCAGAAGAACCAUAAGAGACCUUUAGUGAUUGGUCCUUUUGUUUUUGUGAUGCUUAUUGGGCUACUCCCUUGUUGUGAGACCACAUCAGCUGUGAAAGGCAUCACUUUAUUCCGACACAAAGUCACACUUAAGGCUGAGACAUGGAAUCUACUUCCAUGCAAGUUCUACCCAGAACAUCCAAUCAAUCCAGCCGAUCUUGAAAUGGAAUGGGGGAAAGUUCCUGAAGGUGGGGGGAAGUACACCCCUUUAAUCCAUUUUUACAGCAGCGGUGUUCAGACCUUUCAUGACAACAGUGAGAAGUACCAGCUCUUUGUAACUCUGGUACCCAGUGGGAAUUGUACAUUGAUUAUCAAUCCCACAGAAGACACGGACAGUGGAAUAUAUGAAUUCUGGAUGACGGUGAAUAAGGAGCUGUAUAAACCCUCUUCCAGGAUUAAAGUUGUCAUUUCGGAUGAAAAGAAAUCUUCUCAGGCACGUGCAUUUUGGCACAAGAAAACUACAACAGUUCCAACCACUACAACGACAACGACAACCGCUGCAACUACUGUAAAACGCAGAGCAAGGCCGGCUACUACAGUCAGCACUGAUUCCACUGAUUCCACUGAUUCCACUGAUACCACCGAGAGCAUGGCAGUUACAGUAUUGAAGAUUACCGUACCGCUUCUUGUGAUAGUCACAAUCAUGUUAGCAGUCGCAAUUUAUCUGUAUUGCAAACUGAAGCACAAAGUUGAAUCUGGGGAUGUGGAAAACCCACAAGUGAGCACCCCAGCAGCUCAGUCUCCGAGUGCAACAACUCUUGAAGUUGAGGAUGAAAUUGAUGAAGAGGAGACUGAUGAGGAAGAGGAAACUGAUGAAGAAGAGGAGACUGAUGAAGAAGAGGAGACUGAUGAGGAGGAGACUGAAGAAGAAGAGGAAAUUGAUGAGAUGUGAUCUCUUAAAGAGAAACCACAGGCCACAAAUGGUGGCAAAUGUGUAGGGCCGCAUCAAUAGAAAGAAGGGAGCCCAAUGCGGCUCCCUUUGGUGCGGGGUAGGUUAGGGGGACAUACGUGUACAUACAGAUACUUAUUGUACAGCGCUGCGGAAUAUGUUGGCGCUUUAUAAAUAAAUGUUAAUAAUAAUAAUAAUACCUGUUUAGUUCUUCAUAGCACCAUAUUGGAGCUAUAAGCCUGGAUUGCAUCUCUUUUUGCAUCUUUGAAAUAAAAUGAAAUG
Xenopus tropicalis (tropical clawed frog) is the source of this 1338-nucleotide messenger RNA. RefSeq lists its product as uncharacterized. The coding region runs from base 16 to 1059 and encodes 347 amino acids. Lineage: Eukaryota; Metazoa; Chordata; Amphibia; Anura; Pipidae. The transcript has 6 exons. The record is from RefSeq and is a predicted model, not a curated record.